UGGGACCCAUCCUCAGUCUAACCUGCUUCUUGACGACAGAGAUUCACAGGACACCAGGAGAGAUUUUCUUUCUUGUUAAAAAGAUUACAAGAGGACACACUGGACACGACGAUGGCGACACAUCUGCUCUGGCGUGCUCUGUCUCUCCUACUGCUGUUUGUGUGUUUAGUGAAGUUUGGUGUAAAUGGUGGGAGAGAUGCAGCUCAUUCUGACACCUCAAAGCACGAAGGGGCUCUGAAGCGGCUGUCACGUGCCUCUGAGCUCAAAGCAGGCCGUUGCUCGUACACCUUCAUUGUUCCCCAGCAGAAGCUGAAGGGGGCGCUGUGUGUGAGUACUGAGACAGUGCGGGCCAACAGCUCUGAGACUGCUGACCUGCGAGCUCAACUCGAGAACCAGCAGGAGCAGCUGGAGAGGUUGCGCGUGCGUCUGGAGCAGGAGGGGGCGCUAGCAAGCGAGGUGAGCACCCUGCGCAGAGAGAGCAGCAGCAUGAAUGCCCGCAUCACCCAGCUGUACACUCAGCUGCUGCAAGAGAUCAUUAACAAGCAGGAGCAGGUGAUGGAGCAGCGACGUCUGGAGGAGCUCCUGCUGAACACCACCUUGCAGGUGCUGCAGAUAUCCAACAGUUACAGAGAACUGGAGAGGAAAUAUGAGGCACUCACGUCUUUGGUGAACAACCAGAGUCAACUAAUGAUGCAUUUGGAAAAAAGGUGUCAGAUCAGUGUCGUCACCAAACCACAGCAGGAGGACGAAUCAUCGGUGGUUGAUCAGUCCAGCCUCGUACAGAAGGAGAUCUCUGAGCCUAAACAUGAAGUCAGGAACAUUCAGAGAGACCAGAGUGCCCCUCUGGAACAGAAACAAACACUGCAGGAGGUUCAUGGGCUCCUCAUGACAGCAACAGAUCUCCCUACGGAAACGCCAUUCAUCAGUUUCCCUGACACUAAAUCUCCAGGGCCAUGGCAAGACUGCCAGCAUGUCCUGGAUUCAGGAGGAAACAUCAGUGGCAUCUAUCUGCUGCGUCCAUACAACUCCAACUGUCUGUUCCAGGCAUGGUGUGACCAGAGCCAUGAUCAGGGAGGCUGGACCAUCAUCCAGAGAAGACUGGACGGCUCUGUCAAUUUCUUCAGGAACUGGGAUCAGUACAAGCGAGGUUUUGGAAAUCUGGAUGGUGAGUACUGGCUUGGUCUGGAGAAUCUAUACUGGCUGACCUCACAGGCUUCCUACAAGCUCCAAGUGCACAUGGAGGACUGGCAGGGCCGGCAGGCUUUCGCAGAGUAUGACAGCUUCCAUAUAGAGCCCGAGAGCGACUGGUACCGCCUGAAACUUGGAUCCUACCAGGGCACCGCUGGUGACUCACUCUCCUGGCACAGCAAUAAAGCUUUCACUACACUCGACCGCGACAAAGACGCCUACUCAGGUAACUGUGCUCAUUACCAGAAGGGGGGGUGGUGGUACCACAUGUGUGCUCAUUCGAACCUGAAUGGGGUUUGGUACAGAGGAGGUCAUUACCGCAGCCGCUACCAGGAUGGAGUGUACUGGGCUGAGCUCCAUGGAGGCUCGUACUCUCUCAAGAAGGUAACCAUGAUGGUUAAACCCAUUCAAGUCCAGGUGAAGUAGAACCGGAUACUGACUACUGACCUGGACAGAUGGGCAAACAUUCGAGGAACAGAAAACACCUGACAAAAGUCUCAGAAAGGCCAGCAAUAAAUUGGUUCUAUUUCAUUCUGCUGGAAUUGAUGACUGCAUCUGUUUUGAAUAAUGAAGAUGACAAUGAGCAAUUGCUGAAUGAAAUAUGU
Neoarius graeffei (lesser salmon catfish) is the source of this 1793-nucleotide messenger RNA. RefSeq names its product angiopoietin-like 6 (gene angptl6). The record is from RefSeq and is a predicted model, not a curated record. NCBI's taxonomy places the organism in Eukaryota, Metazoa, Chordata, Actinopteri, Siluriformes, Ariidae. Bases 112 to 1614 code for a protein of 500 amino acids. The transcript has 7 exons.